Acomys russatus (golden spiny mouse) is the source of this 5492-nucleotide messenger RNA. It is a transcript of the gene Sycp2, whose product is annotated as synaptonemal complex protein 2. Bases 136 to 4650 code for a protein of 1504 amino acids. NCBI's taxonomy places the organism in Eukaryota, Metazoa, Chordata, Mammalia, Rodentia, Muridae. The transcript has 45 exons. The record is from RefSeq and is a predicted model, not a curated record.
CUGCUGUUUAGGGGACUGUUCAUUUGGGUCAGCAAACUCCAGGGUCAUGCUGCUCCGUCCUUAGCCCCUGCCCAGAGUGCAAGAGCAUGGUCCAGACCCUUCAGGCAGCCAGUUGGGCAAUCACCAGAUUGCAUCAUGGAAGAUGGUGUCUGUCUUCUCCUGCUGUUCUUAAAUGAAGUCAAAAUGUCAGUGAGACCAGACCUCCACCAGCUAGAAAAGUGUAUUGAUGAUGCUUUGAGAAAAAAUGAAUUCAAGCCUUUGAUGACACUUUUACAAAUUGAUAUUUGUGAAGAUGUGAAGAUUAAAUGCAGCAAACAAUUUCUCCAAAAGUUGGAUGACUUAAUAUGCAUGGAACUUAAUAAAAAGGAUAUCGAAACUAUUUCAAACAUCUUGAUAUUUGUUGGAAGAUGUAGCAAGAAUAUCUUUAUACUGGGACAAGCUGGACUUCUAACCAUGAUAAAACAAGGAUUAGUCAAAAAGAUGGUUUCCUGGUUUGAAAAUUCCAAGGAGAUUAUUCUGAGUCAAGGACAAUCAAAAGAUGAUGCUGUUAUGAAUAUGAUAGAAGACUUAUUUGAUCUUUUGAUGGUCGUAUAUGACGUCAAUGAUGAAGGUAAAAAACAAGUAUUGGAAAGUUUCAUACCUCUCAUCUGUGCCCUGGUUAUUGAUUCAAGAGUGAAUAUUUACAUUCAGCAGGAGGCUUUAAAAAAACUGAAUUUGAUGCUUGACAGAAUACCUCAAGAUGCCAACAAAAUACUUUCUAAUCAAGAAAUGUUAACUCUCAUGCAGAAUAUGGGAGAAAGGAUUUUAGAUGUAGGAGAUUAUGAAUUACAGGUAGGCAUUGUGGAAGCUUUGUGUAGAAUGACCACAGAAAAACGGAGACAAGAACUUGCAUUUCAGUGGUUUUCAAUGGAUUUCAUUGCUAAUGCAUUUAAAGAAGUUAAAGACUGUGAAUUUGAAACAGACUGCAGGACAUUUCUCAACUUGGUAAAUGGCAUGCUUGGUGAUAAGCGAAGGGUCUUUACAUUUCCUUGCUUAUCAGCAUUUCUUGAUAAAUAUGAGCUGCAGAUACCAUCAGAUGAAAAACUUGAGGAAUUCUGGGUUGAUUUUAAUGUUGGGAGCCAGACUCUGUCAUUCUACAUUGCCGGAGAUGAUGACGAUCAUCAAUGGGAAGCAGUCACUGUGCCUGAAGAAAAAGUUCAGAUGUACAACAUUGAAGUGAGAGAAUCAAAGAAACUACUGACUAUAACUCUGAAAAAUGUGGUAAAAAUUAUUAAAAAAGAAGGGAAGGAAUUACUAUUAUAUUUUGAUGCAUCAUUAGAAAUAACCAGUGUGACUAAAAAAAUAUUUGGUGAAAGUAAGUACAAGGAAUUUACCAGAAAACAAGGUAUUUCAGUUGCGAAAACAUCUAUUCAUAUACUUUUUGAUGCAAGUGGAUCACAGAUUCUAGUGCCAGAAAGUCAACCAUCUUCAGUCAAAGAAGACCUUGUUCAUCUAAAAGAGGAAUCUAACCACCAAAAGGGAGAUAUAAAUCCUCUCAAACAGGACAAUGGCAGCAGCCAGGGAGACAGAAAAGGCAGCCAGGAUGGGAUCACUACACCUAGCAGAAAGAAAAUGUCUGAAGCAUCAAUGAUUGUUCCCAGUACAGACAGAUACACGGAACGAAGUCCAAUACUCUUAGUCAACACAUCAACACCACAAAGAAGUAAGGCACCACUGCAAGCAAUAAAUUCUGCCGAAAAAGCUGUUUCUAAAACAUCAGAAAAUGGAAUGGAUUGUGCUCUGUCACUCAAGUCUAGACAAUCUGAUGGAAGAAAUAGACGGAAUAAUAGAUUCAAAAAUAACAAAACUACUAAAAUUGUAGGAAACAAGGAAAAUGAAUCCCCAGACCAAAAUUUUAAUGACAUUGAGGAUACUCUUUCUGAUGCAUGUGCAGUAGGAAAAGUAGAUAAGCCUGGAUUACCUGGUGUUUUAGACAUGUCAAAAAAUAAAGCACACUCCAAAUGGGCAUGUUGGACACCUGUAACAACUAUCAAGCUCUGCAGUAGCCAGAGAAGCCAUGCUUUACCAGGAAACACCGUUACCCAAGAUACCGGUGUCAACAAAAAAUACACUAAACAAAAAUCAGUGUCUGACAAUGGUUCUGAAGAAACACAAAGGGUAAAAUCUAGUAAAGAUGUAAUCAAGUGUAAAAAGCCAGAUGAAGCAGAAGUUUGUGAAAGAAAAUUUCAAGAACAAAAUCAUCCUAAAUAUUCACCAAAGAAAAAUACUGAAAACACAAAGCAGAGUGGUUGGCAUAUUGAAUCUGAAACUACCUACAACUCAGUACUCCUAAAUCAGACAACUGAAGAAUCCCUCAUCUAUAAGAAGAUGUGUGUACUGUCAAAAGAUGUGAAUACUACUAUCCGUGAUAAAAGCCCUUCUAGAAAAAUCAUGGGGAGUCAUACAAAGUUAAGCAAAGAACUGACAUCUGAACUUAAUUCCUAUGAGCUAAAAGAAAUACCAGUGAGAGAAAAUUCAAAAGAGAAAGGAUUAACUGGUGCAGCAGAACCUUUGAGUAGCCAAACUAGUAAGCCGCACAACCCAAGUGAUAGCAUGAUAUCAACAAGAAAACUAAAGGCGCCUCGGAAUGGCAGUGGGUUUUCAAAGAAACCUGACUUGCGGUUCAAUAAGGGUCAAAGAAAAAGUUACAGAAAACUGAAGACCACCUUUGUUAGUGUUACUUCUGGAUGUUCAUUGAACGAUGUGUAUAAUUUCAGCUUGAAUGGUGCUGAUGAACCUGUCAUAAAACUUGGAAUACAAGAAUUUCAAACUACAACUAGAGAAGCCAGUAUGGAUGAUUCAAUAAAAUUAUCAGGCGUAAGCAAUCAUGACGAACAGGACCCUUCUCUCAGAACAAAAGAUAAAGGAGUAUUAAACCAUGAAAAGAAAACCCUCUUUAGUGACACUGAAACAGAAUAUGGCUAUGAUGACAGCAAGACUGACAUUAGCUGGCUAAGAGAGCCAAAAUCAAAAAGACUAAUGGAUUAUAGUAGAAAUAAAAACAAGAAGAAAUAUAGAAGUAGAAAAUCAAGGUCAUCCAUGGAAAAAAGACCACCAAGAUCUACAAUGGUCCUCAAUAAAAACAUUGCUAAAAGGGAUUAUGAAAUAGUUGCAAAUGGGAGAACCAGACUUCCACGAAGAGCAACAAAAGCAAAAAAAAAUUACAAAGAUCUCUCAACUUCAGAAUCAGAAUCAGAGAGUGAAAAAAAUGUUUCAUAUUUAUUUAAAGAUAAAUUGCCAGCAAAGGAGGAGAAUAUCCAUUCCAGAGCCCAAACCAAGAAACAAAAGAAAGUCUUCAAUACAAAAACACCAACAGAACAGCCAUCAGGAAAACAGAACAACUCAUCUAAGCUCAGAGGCGGGAACGAAGACAGUAUUUAUAUAUCUUCUGCAUCUGUGUCUGGGAGUCCAUCGUCUGUGGAAGUGAUGAGAUGUACAGAGAAAAUAACAGAAAGGGAUUUUACUCAGGAUUUUGACUACAUCACAAAAUCUCUUUCACCUUAUCCAAAAACUGCAUCAUCUGAAUCCUUAAAUGUUAACAACAGAAUUAAUGAUCAGGGGAAAUCACCUAAAAUCAGUGAGACAAGUGCACGAUGUGUGAAAAAGGAUUGCUCACCUGUUUCAGGACUGCCCUCUUUGCCCAGACACACUCCAACCAAGAAUAAUUAUCAAAGAACCCAACAUUGUAACAGCUAUUCAGAUGUAAGCAGUAACAGUUCAGAGAAACAUUUUCUGGAAACUGAAUUUCCAGAUAGUGAUGACAACCAUAUGCAAAACAAGAAAGAGGAAAGUCCUGCAGCAUCUCCAUUAUCAUUGUCUAGUGAAAGAAUAGAGAAAAUAUGGUUUGACGUGUGCAGUGACAAUACUCAUGUAUCAGGUCCCAGUCAUCGUAGUUGUAAAAGGCGGAUGUACCUAGAAGAUGAUGUUCCCAGUAAUUCCAAUGAAGCAGAAUUGGAAGAGGCAGAUGAAAGAGAACAUUUGCUUUCCAAAAAACUAUGUGGAAGGAAGGAUUCGGAUCAACACACCCACAAAACUUCAUCAUCAACGCCAGAUUUUUCUAUUCCUGAAGACAGGCAAGAGGAGGUAACAGGUGUUGGAAUGUUUUAUGAUAACAUCAGCUCAGACUAUAAAAGGAAAAAUGAUACCCAACAUAAAAUCAUGGAUGAUUUUACUACAAAGGCAUUGAAAUUGACUCAGCAACAUCUGAUGACAAUGACCUGUCAAGCUCGGGGGCGCAGAGACGAAAAUAUUGGCGAAUUUCAAGUCACUCUCCUUGACGAGCUAGAGAAUUUUGAAAAAGCUUCAGAGACUUUACAAGAUUUGGAGAAGGAGCUUGAGGAUGUCGGGGAAAAGUUAGUUCAGAAGAUGAAGGCGUAUCGUCGAAGUGAGCAGGAGAGGCUUCAUGUUUUGAAAACUUCACUGGAUAAAAGUUUUCCUAUUUAUAACUCUGUUUACGAAGAGACUAUUUUUACUUCUGAGAUGCGUUCAAUGAAAGCAAACAUGAAAAUACUGCAAGACAAGCUACUUAAGGAAAUGCAUGAAGAGGAACUUCUCAACAUACGCAGAGGACUAUCAUCAUUAUUCAAAGUUCAUGAAGAAAAUAAUGUGUGAAAUCUGGCUGCUGUCAACAUAUUUUAUCUGAUUAUUAGUUUUUGUGUAUAACUGAAAGAAAAUAUAACAAAGUAGCCUUGCAAAUAUGUAUGAGCUAAGAAGCUGUAUGCCUAUGUGCAGGAACCUCCAGACUCAAAUGUUAGAGAAGAAAUACAUGACUCCAAAAACAACUUGUGUGUACUAUGAACAAGCAGUAAAAGAGCUUACUAUAGGGUCAUAAUUACAUUAAUUGUGUCUAUGAAACUAGUGUUUUUACUAAAGUAUUAUAUAAAGUGUAUUUUUAAAUUAAUAUAGUUUUGGAAUAAAAUAUGCUGAAAUUUGCAUAAUGGUUUGAAACUAAACAAGUUGUAAAAUAUUAGCCAGUCUAAUAUUGGCUCUGCUUUAAAAUGUUUACUUGUUUGUACUUUCAUACUUUGAGAUAUGUAUAGUUCUAGUGCAUUAAAAAUAUACUAAAUGACCUAAAAUUGUAGCUAUAUAAAUAUUUUAUCACAAUAUAGAAGUCUAAACACCAAAGCAGGCUACUUGCCAAUCCUUUCUAAGCUCCUGUUAUUUACAUAAUAUUUUGUUAGAUUAUUUUUUAAAUAAAUGCCUAUUUCACAGUUACUAUUAUUCUAUUUAUGAACCAUGAAUUACAAACCACCUUCGGUCAGACACUUGAAGGAUAAUAAGGUGAUACCAAGCAGCUUCACACUCCUUUGUCUAUUUGAAGGUGGUAGAAUAUGUGAACAAUACCAGUGUUUAAUGUUAUAAUGGUAAAGUGGCUCCUUAGUCAAGUACAAAAUACAUUCUCGGUGUAUUCAGUUGACAUUAGCUAAUAUUUUAAGACUUAUAAAGAAAAAUGA